AUGAGAACAACACUACUUCUCCCCUUCCUGAGCAGGCCAUUGCUCGUCCACGGCAGCCUAGCUCAGGUGGAAAUAUGUGGGCUCGAGAACUCGCUGAUCCCGGCUUGGCCGGUCUGCGUCGCCGACCAAAGAUACCUGGAGCGCCAGGACGGUGAGCGUGGUGAUGCUUUGCGGCAGCACAUCUGGACACACUCAUCGCCGUGUCUCCAGGGCCGCUAUGCAGAACAGCCGAUCUGCGUAUUCACCGACACGAACUUUGCCGACGGUAGGGGUAUCUCGCUGAUCACGACACCCCAACGAGCGAGGUACCUCGCCUCGAAACCGGCCUUCACCAGGCCCGAGACAGUCCGCGGCAUCAAUCAGGAUCUCAACCGCACCGUCCCCGCCAAGUACGAGAUGCGCCACAUCCCCGGCAAGGGCAUGGGCCUGAUUGCCACCUCCCACAUCCGCCGCGGCGACCUGAUCAUGGCCAACACGGCCUCCCUCAUGAUCGACUACCGCGCCUUCAACGAGCUCUCCAAGCACGAGUACACCUCCCUCCAGGCCGCGGCCGUCUCCCACCUGCCCUCCUUCCACGCGGACCGCCUUCUCGCCCUCUCGGCGCACGUAACCGAUACCUCCCACCUCGCGCGCGAAGAGCUCAUCGAAAAGAUCGCCGCCACCAACAGCUUCGACAUUGACCCGGACGAGGACGAUCCGGACCAGCAUUACAGCUUCUUCGUCCUCUUCCCCGAGAUCGCGCGCAUGAACCACGACUGUCGGCCCAACGCCGAGUACCGGUACGAGGGCGGCGGUGGCGGCAGGGGCGGCAGGGGCGGACGAGGAGCGGGCAGCCUGGCCCAGUCGGUGCGCGCGGCCCGCGACAUCGCCCCUGGGGAGGAGAUCACGCUGAGCUACAUCGACCCGCUGCUGCCGGGCGGGCGGGCGGCGCGCGUGGACCGGCUACGCCGCAACUGGGGGUUUGCGUGCGCCUGCCCGCUGUGCUCGCUCGACCGGGCCCGGUCGGAGGAGUCGGACCGGCGGAUCGCGCAGAUCGCCGAGAUCAAGGAUGAGCUGGCCGUCUGGCCGGGUGAUGAUGGUGAUGAUGAUGAUGAUGAUAAUCACGACGGGGGGAACGAAGAAGAGGACGAGGAGGGCGGGGGAAAAGGAGGAACUGCGGGACGACCAUCUUCGCCGCCGCUGCGGGGGAGGACGGGGAAGACGGGCAAGGCCUGCCCGGCCAUGGCCGAACUGCUCGUCGCGCUGUACGAGAUGGAGAGGCUGUGGGGGCUGAUGCACGAGGCGUACAUGCUGGCGGCGCUCGAGUACAACGGCGCCGGGGACCCCUGGACGGCGGUCAAGUACGCGAGGCUGGCGCUCGAGUGGGGGAUCCCCAUGCUGGGGGAGGCGGACGAGGACUUGGAGGACAUGAGAGAACUGGCCUCGGACCCGCAGAGGCAUUGGAGCUGGAGGAGGAGGAGGGCGGAGCCGAAGUGA
This is a messenger RNA of Thermothelomyces thermophilus ATCC 42464, 1476 nucleotides long. RefSeq lists its product as uncharacterized. The coding region runs from base 1 to 1476 and encodes 491 amino acids. NCBI's taxonomy places the organism in Eukaryota, Fungi, Ascomycota, Sordariomycetes, Sordariales, Chaetomiaceae. The record is from RefSeq and is a predicted model, not a curated record. Gene Ontology annotation, molecular function: protein binding. The transcript has 3 exons.